CAUCAAGGUUCACGAGUAUUUAAAUCACGACAGGCCUAUCUACAAAUUGCUCUAUUCCUCCGAGAAACACGGCAAAACGGCAAGUGGCCGGCAAUAUCGGCCGGCUACGAGAGCCCUUUUGUUUGAGAGGUUGCGCAUUUGAAAAGUUUAAUUGUGAGACAGGAUAAGCCAUAUAAACCUCGAUUCCUCUGGGCAGAAUGCAGCAUUUCGCAUAUCGGUUAUUUAUUGAUUAAGCUUCCUUGAAUCGAUUAUCUUUACUUUCUUAUACCUUGUUGAGUCGCAAUGUCAGGACCUACGAACUUUGACCCUGAGAGGGUUAACCUCACUGAGUUCCAGUCUAUCACUGAUCAAGGUCUCAUCACCUGCUUUCUGACAACCGCUGGAAAUCAAUACGAUGGCCCACUUGGUAUCAGAAUCGGGUCGAUAUUCGUCAUUCUCGUCGUCUCCACCGCAGUCACUUUCUUCCCCGUCGUCGCAACACGAAUCCCACGUCUGAGAAUCCCGCUCUACGUCUACCUCUUUGCACGAUACUUCGGCUCCGGUGUCAUCAUCGCAACUGCUUUUGUUCACCUACUCGAUCCUGCCUAUUCAGAGAUCGGACCAGCGUCUUGUGUUGGCAUGACUGGCGGUUGGUCUACAUACUCUUGGCCACCUGCUAUUGCCCUCUCAGCAGCGAUGUUCACGUUUCUAUUCGACUUUCUUGCCGAUUAUUAUGUUCAAUCUCGCUAUGGGCUUCAGCAUAAUGAUUCUGGGGUUGAGGAUACUAUUACUACUUCCGGGGCAGAUGGCCAUCAGCAUCAUUCUGACGACGGUUCGAACUCGAAUAGGCUGGUGAUCAAUGGCCAGCACGAUGCAGAGGCGGCUACGUCAGAGAAGCAUCGUGGUGGCUAUGCAGACUUCAAGGAGCUUCAACACCUUGAUGGCGAUUCUGAAGAAACCAAGCUUGCAUUCAAGACACAAAUCGCGGCCUUCCUCAUUCUCGAAUUCGGUGUUCUGUUUCACAGCGUCUUCAUCGGUCUGAACCUGGGUGUCGCAGAUACAUCCGACUUCGACACCUUGUUCCCAGUCCUUGUCUUCCACCAGUCCUUCGAAGGCCUCGGUAUUGGAGCCAGACUUAGUGCCAUUCCCUUCCCAAACCGACUUCGCAGUAUGCCAUGGCUUCUCUGUCUCGCUUACGGUUUAACAACACCUAUCGCCAUUGCCAUUGGUCUCGGUAUUCGAAAGACGUAUGACAACUCAUCGUACACUGCAAACCUGGUCAAUGGUGUUUUUGACUCUAUUUCUGCUGGAAUUCUUAUUUAUACUGGUUUUGUGGAGAUGAUUGCUAGAGAUUUCCUCUUCAAUCGUGAGAGGACUAAUGACAAGGUUCGCCUAGGAUUUAUGAUCAUCUGCCUUUUCCUAGGUGCUGGAAUCAUGGCUCUGGUUGGCAAGUGGGCUUAGUGUUCCGCCAAUAUUGGUUUUAUUCAAAGGGAAUGAAAAUCUAGAAUGGAUGUCUCAUGUAUUUUAGAAUCUCUGUUUAAUCCACCUCGAUAAGUACUUUCAAAGCGUUAUGCUUCGAUGCUUCGCCAAAUGUCUUGUAAGCAUUUUCCACAUCGCUCAGCUUGAAAUCUAAGUUGGAACUCGUCAGUAUUGAUAUAUAGGACUUCAGCCGGAGAACUUACGAUGAGUAAUUAGUUGCGAGGGCUGCAGUUUGCCAGAUUGCACUAGCUUGAGCAACAUGGGGGUAGUAACAGUAUCCACCAGCUGCGUAGUGAUCGCUGAUAGACGUGCAUUAGUGUCAUGUCAAACGGUAGAUCAGAGAGCCAAGCCACUUACAGAUGUUCUUGAUCCAUAGGUCCUGAAGAUGAAGAUCCACUUUGGUGCCGUGAACGCCAACGUUUGCCAACACGCCUCCAACUGCGAUGAGCUUUUGACAAAGCUCAAAAGUAGCAGGAAUACCAACAGCCUCAAUGACGGUAUCGCAACCUUUCCCAUCUUGGCGCCGAGUUUCUUGGCAACGUCCAGUCUUGCAUUGUCGGUAUCAAUGGCUAUGAUCUUGGAAGGCGAGUAUAACUGGGCAGUGAUAAUAGCAGCCAAGCCGACCGGUCCAGCGCCAACAACAACGACAGUCCCUCCAGGUUGGACUUUGCCACUGAGAACACCAACUUCAAGACCUGUUGGGAAGAUGUCGCUGACCAUCACCAAAGCCGCCUCAUCUGCCCCAUCGGGAAUAGGGUGGAGACUCGAGUCGGCAUGGGGAAUGCGGACAUAUUCAGCUUGAGUUCCAUCGAUUGUGUUACCGAGAAUCCAGCCACCAGAGGUACAAUGGCUAUACAUCCCCCUCCGGCAGUAUUCACAGGUCGCGCAGCUUGAGAUGCAAGAGAUGAGGACUCUAUCGCCCUCUUUGAAUCGUGCGACAGAUGGGCCUGCGGAAUGGACGAUCCCAACGCCUUCGUGGCCUAGAAUUCUUCCUGGCUCACAGGUAGCGACAUCGCCUUUUCGGAUGUGCAGAUCGGUUCCGCAGAUGGUGGUCUUGGUGACUUUGAUGAUCGCAUCUGUUGGUGAAGAGAUCUUGGGGACAGGACGAUCCUGGAGGGUAACAGAGUUAUUACCGCCGUAGACGAGGGCCUUCAUUUUUAAUAUUUGAGUACAGAGCUGGAGCGAUGGGGUUUCUAGUUGUCAAUUGACAGUUUUUAGAAGAAACAUGAGAUCUCCCUGGCAUUAUUAUAUCACUUCUGUCGGCAGUGGUCUGACCUGGCAGGUGAUGUCAGCAUCACAUCAGGC
Messenger RNA from Fusarium odoratissimum NRRL 54006, 2763 nucleotides. RefSeq lists its product as uncharacterized. NCBI's taxonomy places the organism in Eukaryota, Fungi, Ascomycota, Sordariomycetes, Hypocreales, Nectriaceae. Gene Ontology annotation, biological process: zinc ion import across plasma membrane. Bases 283 to 1440 code for a protein of 385 amino acids. The record is from RefSeq and is a predicted model, not a curated record. The transcript has 2 exons. Gene Ontology annotation, cellular component: plasma membrane. Gene Ontology annotation, molecular function: high-affinity zinc transmembrane transporter activity.